AUGAAACUAGCAUUGGCCCUAUCAGCUCUAUUGAUGCUGGUGUACACCGUUUUGAUAGACGGUCUAAACUACACGACGAGCAGCACAAGCAGCAGCAGUGGACCGAAGAUCUGUGUUCUCUCAGAUUGCAACUAUUUCUCUACGAGCAAUGUGUGCGGUCGCUAUGGAAGUUCCAAUCUCUGCAAGCGCUUCAACAACAGCUGUUUACUCCGCUACGAGGGAUGCGUCAGUUCUGUAGCCUACACGACUGUUUCUCUCUCCAUGUGCUCCGGGAUAUCAGUUGGCACUCGCAGACGAUGCGCAUCAUCACUGAGAGAAAAGGACUUUGAUAACGAAUACUGA
Drosophila albomicans is the source of this 342-nucleotide messenger RNA. RefSeq lists its product as uncharacterized. Lineage: Eukaryota; Metazoa; Arthropoda; Insecta; Diptera; Drosophilidae. The transcript is spliced from 2 exons. Bases 1 to 342 code for a protein of 113 amino acids. The record is from RefSeq and is a predicted model, not a curated record.